Liolophura sinensis is the source of this 15846-nucleotide messenger RNA. RefSeq names its product intermembrane lipid transfer protein VPS13D-like. Gene Ontology annotation, biological process: protein retention in Golgi apparatus; mitochondrion organization; protein targeting to vacuole. Lineage: Eukaryota; Metazoa; Mollusca; Polyplacophora; Chitonida; Chitonidae. Gene Ontology annotation, molecular function: protein binding. The record is from RefSeq and is a predicted model, not a curated record.
AUUAAAAUUUGUUAUUUUCAAUAACACCUUGUCAUUAACGCAGAUGACAUGAUGCAUUCCGGUAUCUCUGACAUCUGAUGAAACCUCAUCCCACUGGCUGACAAGGCUGAAAUGUAUUGGGUGAAAGGCAGAAUGAGUUAAUAAAAUAAUUACAGCUUCCAAAGCUGUCACCUGAAGCUUGUGUUUUAUCUCAAGGAUAGGAACCCACAUUCAAGAUGUUGGAGGGGCUGGCAGCCUGGGUUCUGAAUACAUACGUUGGGGAGUAUGUGGAGAAUCUGAACACUGACCAACUCUCUAUAGCUCUGCUAAAGGGGGCUGUUGAGUUGGACAAUCUUCCUCUUAAAAAGGAUGCCCUGAAGAGCUUAGACUUACCAUUGGAAAUCAAGUCAGGGUUUAUAGGUAAGAUCACAUUGCAUAUCCCCAUGAGAAGAAUGAGAAGUGAACCCUGGGUGAUUUCCAUGGAGAAGCUGUAUUUGGUGGCUGGCCCGCUGAAGAGAACUCAGUAUUCUGUGGAGCAGGAGAAGGCAAAUGAAAUGGCUCAGAAAGAGGCUAUGCUGAAGGCCUUAGAGGACAAGUGGCAGGUGCAGGGUGGGGACAGCUCAGCUUCUUCAUGGUUCGCCUAUGGUACCUCCCUGGCAUCAAAUAUACUGGAGAAUCUUCAGUUGAAUGUGAAAGAGGUCCAUCUGCGUUAUGAAGACAGUGAGCUUAUACCUUCCUGCCCAUUUGCCUGUGGCGUCGUCAUCAAGAGUCUCUCUGCCCAGAGUACUGAUGGACAGUGGAUUCCCAAGUUUGUGAGUCGUGCAGCAACUGACAUGAUGAGGAAGCUUGUGGACCUACAGAACUUCGCUGUGUACAUGGAUACAGACGCUGUCAUGUUGGGAGGGCUGCCACGCGAAAAGCUCAUGAAAGCACUGGAAAAUGACAAGUACCAGACAAGCAGCACAAAAGUCUUCAAGGCUCAUGACUACAUCUUAUCGCCUGUGAGUGCUCAAGCCAAGAUGACGAGGAACACAUCCCCUCUUCCUCUGAGAUCCGCCAAGAGUCCGCGCAUCACCCUGGACAUACUGCUGGGGCAGAUCCCGGUCUCCCUCAGUGAGGUGCAGUACCGGGGGUUCGUUGUGUGGCUGAAGGAGUUUGAGAGACAUGACAAACAGAGGAAGUACCGCAAGUGGAAGCCUAUGUGUAGUGUGAAGAAAAGGCCUCGUGAGUGGUGGAAGUUUGCUAUAGGAGUUCAUCAUCACCAGAUCCAGGAACGUAACAGAAGAGCCACAUGGAAGUUUGUUCUCAAGCGCGCCAGAGAGAUCGUUCUGUAUCACAAAGCUUACACACGGCACCUAAAUAAUGAAUAUGUAGAUGGCAAGCAGAAACUUCUUAUGACAAAGAUGGAAGGAGAGAUGAACUUUGAAGAAUUGAAGAUUCUCCGAGAGUUAACAUAUGAGAAGCUGAAGAAGGAGAACAUGGAUGAAGUGGAGAGGACAGAGCAUGAAGAAAAGAAAGCCACAGCAUCUAGCACGUCUCUCCCUCCACCAAAUGAAGAGUCGUCCCAGGGUGGAGGAGGUCUCUUCCAGGGCUGGUUCCCAGGGUGGGGUGGCUGGUACGGCCGGGGGUCACAGCCAGCCAGCACAACAGAGCGUCAUCAUACGGCUCAGAGUGUAGGGGAACCACCUUCGCACUCAGACCUACAGAUAGAGCAGGAGAUCAGAGAUGUGAUACAAAACAGUGCAGAAGACAACACCUUGUUGAGAAGAGAUGCAGUGUUUGCUGUGCUAAAUUUUACUCUCAAGAGUGGCUCAUUCUCUCUAAAGGCGAGCGAUUUUAAAACAGGAGCAUCCAGCAGCAAUCAGAGUAUCUUAGAGAUGGAGUGUACGGCAAUCACGUCCACGGUGGUAUCCCGACCCAGGACCGGGGCCCUCAAGUUUGACAUCAGUAUUGGAGGGCUGUACUUACGUGAUCGCAUGACAAAGGGCACAAUAUUCAACACACUGGUGGCACCUCAGACAGUUGAUAGAGUUCAGAACCGGCCAAUGUCCAAUGUCCAGCGUCCAAUGUCUACGGCUUCAAAGAGUUCAGGGUUUGGCCUGUUCAACCCAAUCACCAAACCUGAUGAUGGCAAGUUAUUCCAGCUGAGCUGGGAGAGAAAACCACCAGGCACUGAUGCUUAUUACAGGUUGAGUAUGCAGACGAAGCCGUUUGACAUUGUCUACAAUCCUGCUGCUGCCAAAAGAGUGUCUGAUUUCUUCACUAACCCAAACAAACUGGGCAUGGCAUCCAAUCCCUCAGGACUUAAGCUCACAGCUGCGGCCCGUACUCGUAUUGAGAGGAUGAAGGAACAGACCAAAGUGGAGCUUAAACACACCCUGGACAGCCUGAUGGAGGGAGAAGCGAAGCCGACUAACAGAUGGGAGGUAAACCUGGACAUCUCGGCCCCACAGUUUAUCAUUCCUGAGGACUUCUGUGAUGCUAACUCUAGUAUGGUGGUGCUGAACCUGGGCAACUUGCGCUUCCAUAACAGUGCCCCAAAACCCGAGCCCACAACCCCUGGGGAGUCCACAGAUGAAGAUCAGACAUCAGAGGAUGACUUCAUGACGCCACUGUCCACUCCGCCAAAUGAGAUGGUGGAGCAGGCCGAGGUUCCAAAGACCAAGACAGCCCCUGCCCCAGACUUCUCCCAGCUUCAAAACCUCUCAGAAUCAGCUCUACGCCAGAGACUCUAUGAGAAAUAUAUCUUGGAAUUGUCUGACCUUCAAGUAUUGGUGGGCAAGGCCAAAGACAACUGGAGACACGCCCACUUCAAAGGGACCAGUCAUUUACACGUGAUUGAUAGAUUCAGCAUUUCCCUCCUCUUUGAAAGACGUUUAUUGUUUACCACAGAUCCUCAGUGGCCCAGUGCCACCUUAUCAGGGACGCUUCCCAGUUUGACUGUUCACAUCAACGAACAAAAGGUGCAAGCCUUGAGAACAUGUAUGUCUCUGGUUACUGGAGAUGGGAAGCCUUCAGCCAAGGCUUCAUGCUCGACUGACUCCAGCCCUGGUAUUUCAAGGUCCCCUGAGGGUUUAGCGGCGAACCAGAGUGCCACUAACAGAUUACCCAGUGGGAGUUCUAUAGGAGGAGCAGGGGAGGGGUCAGAGCGUGAGAUGGUGGAACAGUCCCGCUGGCUCAUGAUGCAGUUUACUAUCAGGGAGGCUUCACUACAGAUACAGAGUCAAGGUAAAGCCAUCGCAGAGCUGCAGGUGGGAGGGGUGAGAGCCACCCUGACUCAGAGAUCUGAUACCACCUCCGUCUCCUUCACUGUGCACAGCUUACUGGUUGUUGAUGCAGUACAAACAUUUGGGCAGGACUUUGAGCUAUUAGUAGCAUCACACAAAAACUUAUGCUUGGACAGUAGAAGUGGCAGUAUGCGGGACUCUGACCCUAACUCCCCUGUGUCCCCACAGUCCCCCCGCUCCCCCCAGGAGUCUCCCCAACCCCCAUUCUCCAGCAGCACCAGCCUACAGGCCGUACAGGCAGCUCUAACCAGCACAUUCCAAGCUCUCACAAACUCAAGAGACAGUAGUGAUGAUGCUGGCCGGCGUACCAGCCCGAGCGUUCAGCGGUUUGGAGCCCCCUUUCCUCACCCAAUGUCUCCUGUCCCUGACUCUGAGGCCCUGAUAACACUGGAUAUUGAGAUCAUCAGUCCUAACUCGCCUGAUAACCCCCCAGGGGAGUGUGGCCUACGGAUUGCUAAUAUACAGUUUAACAAUCUGGAUGUUAUAGCAAACCAAGAGACAAUUGUUGAAAUCCUUGGGUUCUUUAAGAGAAUAAUGCCUGGAGACAUGACCUCUUCAGCAGGUGUGAGUUCUAAGGACACUGCAUCAGAUGGAGGACCUGUGGCCACAAAUACAGAGACGCUGACGAGGACAGAAGUGACUGCUGACUUCAACAAACUGAACAUUCUUCUGAUGAGGGUGGUGGAAGACAAAGGGGGCAAAAGGGCGAGGAAAGUGGCCACAGCUACACUGUCGUCAGCAAAGAUACAGUCCACAAUUGAUGAGCACCUUUAUGUGGAAGGCUCCCUGGGAGGAUUACAGUUCCUGGAUGUGACUCCAGAGGGAGGGAAAUACCAGAAAGUGUUCAGUGUGGGGCAUGACCCUAACCCCCAUGGCUCCUACAGGUUUACUCUGGCUCCUAAACCAGACAUGUUUCAGACAGCUCACGAAUCUUUCACGCCGAGCAUGUCCAGAAUCUACCAGUCAGACCUGAGAGCCUUUACAUUCACUCUUAAUAAACCUGGACCGGGUCCGUCUCAUGAACCCUCAAUACAUGCAUCCCCAACAAGGCCGUGUGAAGCAUCACGGGUUAACUGCAACACUGUAGAGGUCAACCUCAAAAUGGCGUCUCUGUGUUAUACUCACUGUCCUCGACUGCUCAACGAAAUGUCUCAGUGUGCAUCAGAGUUCAAGGACUACAUGGCUAGGCUGGCUGCCUCUCUGAGGUACGCAGCCACAGAAGUGGCCAUGGGCAUCGUGCAUAAGAGAAGUGAUAUGAACACCUCUCUAUAUGGCAGCUCCUCAAGCCUAGACGCACUGCCGAUUGGGAGGAAGAAGGGGGAGCAAUCUCUGGGUAGAGACUCGUUCUGUCUUGAUGACGUCGCUGAGAUUCACCCGCCUCCAUCUCCAUCGCUGAACAUUAUAAUAGACGCCAGACUUGAGUCGCCUGUUAUCGUCUUACCCAGGACACCUGUGAGCUCAGAGGCCCUGGUAUCUCACCUGGGUACCAUCACUAUCAGAAACUCUAACCCAUGUCAGCCUGAUGACUGUGAUGAUAGUCUAAAUAUACCCAAGGAGUCUCUGCCCAGUCAAGUAAAUAAGGACAGAAUGUACAUUGAGUUUCAGAACAUGAAUCUGUAUUCAGUGAAUGUAGACCAGGACGUGUUUCUGGAUUCAUCUAAAGAGGCGUGGGGACGAGGUAAAGCCAGCGACAUUGGUGGGGGGACACAGAAGCACAACAUUCCCAUCAUCUACGACACGACCAUUGAACUAUCCAUCGAUAUGAUCGACCCCGAUUACACCAUCAUCAAUCCAAAUGUAUCUCAAGACUUCCUCUUGGAUGAGGACCUUCACCCACGUACCCAUGACUCAAUACAAAUAGAGAACAUUGAAAGUGUAAUGCUAGUCAAUGCUCGUAUUGCGACACCGCUUAACCUGGUUGUGUCAAAAAAAGUGUACGAGCAGAUCUUAGAGAGUACGGACAACCUGACAUUCGAGGGCGACUCGCCUCUACCCCAGGAGUCACACUCUCUAGGCGUCAUUAUGGAGGAGAGUCCACGUAUCGAGCCCAGUAUGUCUGCGCUAAAGCUGGACGGUAUUGAGCUGUCCUCCGUGCCGUUUGAGAGUUUUCAAGCUCAGUUAGAAGAGACGCAGAAAGCAGACAGGCCCUUGUUUAUACGGGCUAGGUUUGACGUGCCUGAAUUCAACGUUGAGAUGCGGGGAGAUUUUGGUGAAGGGGAGCAAGGCCUAGUCAACUUGAAACUGCAGAAGUUUUCUAUGAACUAUGAGAAAAAUAAUCCGUAUAGUACGAAAUUUGAUCUUGCAUUGACGACCUUGGUGAUGGAAGAUCUGCUUCAGGAACCAGACUCCAAACACCGACUUCUGAUGAUGUCUAGCGUCCCCAACGAGACACAAGAUGCCCAAAUGAAGCCUCAAAUGUUUCUGUCCACUUCAUGUCCAGACAGUACUAUCAUUGCACCCACCCCACAAAUGCCAUCUUCUCUGCCGUCCAGCUUCCAUGAACACCAGCAGAACGUCUUCACAGUUCACCAACAGAAAUCCAAGCCGUUAAUCUGGGCGCAUUUCCUUCAUUUGGUAAAAAGAUCAGCAGUCAAAGAGGACUACCCAUUAACACCGCCACCAUCCCCGCUCUUGUCACGACAGAGGUCUAGGGACGACCCCCCAGAACAUGCCCUCGUCCACAUCAAUGUGGUGCUUAUUGAUAAGAAAUCUCCAGAGUAUAUGUCUGAAUUUAACAGGACUAAUCGUUUUGUAACGGUUGAUUUCAACUGCUUGGACAUGACUGUGAACCUACAGACGUGGGUGGUUCUGCUAGACUUCCUGGGGAUGGGGGCUAAGAUUCAUGACACAAGUUCACUGGUGGACGGACGAACAGACAGUCAGGACUCUGACACACUGCCUUCCUUAGAACCUAACAAAGGUGUGACAGACGAUGUAGUGAACACUGAGGUAGAUCUGAGUGUCAAGAGCUUGUCCCUCACCCUGAAUAAGCCAGAAUACGAGCUUGCUAAGGCUAAUGUAUCCGGGCUUACCGCUCACAUGGCUAUGAGGGAUGAGAACAUGACCGUGAAGGGUCAGCUGGGCAGUAUCUCCCUUAGAGACCAGUCUCCCCAGGGGAGCCUCUAUAGGGAGAGGUUUAUGACCGUUGGCCAACAUGCCCUCCACUUUGACUUUUUCAAAUACGGUGCACCUGACCCUAACCUGGAGAGAGAGUAUGACAUCAGUCUGAAGCUGCGCAUGGCCUCAGUGAGAUAUGUCCACACUAACAGGUUCCAGGCAGAAACCUUAGCCUUUUGUCAACACUUCUUACAACUUCAGGAUGUGCUGGGAAGGAUGAGGGCUGCCUCUGCUGGCAAAAAAGUGAGUGAGACGGCCAGUAUUGGGACUCGGCUGCUCCUGGACAUGCAGGCAGACACACCUGUUAUCCUGGUACCUCACAGUUCCCGCAGCACCGACAUCCUCGUCAUGGACCUAGGAAACCUCACACUCGCCAAUAAGUUCCUGUUUGACGGCCAGCAGGGCACCAUCAGGUUCAUGUCCACAUCUGGGAAGGACACCAGCACCCCACCCCAUGCGUCCUCCCCAGGGGAUGUGGUUAAGAUACUGACUCAGCCCACAGACAACAGCCUUCUCUCUGGCUCUCAGUAUGCCCAGGGGAUGACGCAGAGCUUGUUUGAUGAGUGCUUUCCACCACAGCCUGACGUAGACCCCAUGACACGUAGCAUCUAUGGUAGCCUAGAGCAGGACUUCAGGAGUGAGGACCCCAUGACUGGGUCGUCAAACGGGGAGUUCUACGAUCCCACAGAUCAGUCUGGCACCAAUGGCGUUGCUGGGCCAUCGACAGAGUUAACCUCAAGCCAGUCAGGCUCAAUGAGCACAGAUCUCAGCCAGUCAUCCUCCAGCAGCUCAGCCAGCCCUACUAGGCCUCUGUCAGCACAGCAGCGGAGGUUAAUGUUUCAAGGAAGGGACAGGACUCUCUCAUCAUAUCAGUCUGGCAGUCUGGGUAGUCAUGUCUGUCUGCUGGAUGUUAUGACACUGCUGUUGUCAGACAUGGACUUGUUCUCUGCAGAGAGAGUGGAUAAACAUCUGUAUGAUGGGAAACUGAGUCAGGAUAUGGAGUUUCCUUCAUGUGUUGUCAAAAGAGUGGGAGGUAAUUUGCUACGCGAGAAGUGUGCCUUGAACCUGCAGGUAGAGAGGAACCUUGAAGGGGACAUCAGCCAUUCAGUUCCUGACUUCUGCGUCAAGGGCACACUGACCUCUGUCCAGUUCAGUCUGGAUCUGACCCAGUACAAACUGGUGCGGGGGAUUCUGGAUCAUAACCUGGGAGAACCCCUGGAGGAGUUCCAGAGACCCCUCAUGUCACACCUACAGGACCCCAAAAUACAGACUGUUCUGACUGGUGACGUGUGGAAGUGCAUUUCCAUGGUGAUAGACCUAAAUGACGUGACGGUGGAGCUGCUCACUGCUCACCAUGAGACUGCUCACCACACCGAAGACUCACUAGCUAAACUCAGCUUCAUCAAGUCCCGUCUGUCGUUCGAGAGCUACUCAGACCAGUCACGCGAUGUGGACCUGGUGUCACAUGAAAUUGCUGUCACGGACACGAGAUUUACCAAUGUCCCCCAAAACAAGCGCCCAAAUGUCUUUGCAAACAUCCUCAAGCCUUCCGACCACCGCCCAAGCCCAAAAAGCAUGCAGAUGGAGCUGCACUUCCGCUCCACCAAAAGUUUCAGUCGCUUUACUGCAUUGCUGAACAACAUGCGUCUCAUGUGCAUUGUGGACUGGCUGCUCACCGUACAGACCUUCCUGCUCACCACAGCUGAUGACCCGUUCCAGAGGGUGGAGAGUAAAACCCCAGAAAAGAAGCCGUUCAUCAGGUCUCAAUCUGACAGCAUGGCUUCACCACGUCCAGGCAAAUCCAAGAGCCCUCUGACAGUGUCUGGAGGAAUCGUUACCAAGAGAGGACCAUACAUUGAACAGGUUCAGGCCCCGUUUGAACUGCGAAUGAACGUGACGGACACAGAGUUUGUGGUAGUAGAGGAUAUGACAGUGUGUGACACCAGUGCUGUCAUUCUUAAGUGUACAGCUGUGAUGUCCUAUAAACCUAAGUCCAACGAGCGGCCAUUGUCCUGUAGCCUACAGAGUUUAGAGGUCUUCUCCUGCUCUCUAGAGGCGGAGGAAGAAACGGCCCUAUCCAUCAUCGAUCCCAUGACAAUAUCAAUAGAGCUGAAUGCUAACCCUGUCCCUAAGCCACGGAAGUCAGCAUCAGCAGGACUUUUAGAUGUGACACGAGAUCUGGAGAAGCCAUUAUUGCUGGAAGUGAGUUUUAACACGAUGAACAUCCGGCUGUCCUACCAUGACCUGAAGCUGUUCCUGUCUAUCCUCAACACCCUCCCUAAACUGGCUGACCAGGCCAAGGCUCCAGGUUCUUCCCAACAGGCGUACACAGAUCAGAAAGUCCAACAGCUUCACAACCUGGGCUUCCGUCCAGCAGACUGUGAGAAGGCUUUGCUAGCCAGUGGGGGCCGUAUCAAUGACGCGGCUAUCUGGCUGACCAGUCAUGCCACGCCCGUGUCUCUCACACCAGUGCAGGAGAAAUCCAAAGAUGAGCUGGACAUCACAGCUUUAGAGCUGAAGGCCACAUCCAUAUGUAUCUGCUUUAUAGAUGAUUGUCAAGAUGCAGAUGUCCCCCUGGCGGAAAUUUCCUUUAAUGGAACCACAUUUCACCAGUCUUUUGUGGAUCAGAAGAGUGGGAAAGCCAUGUUCCAGUUGACGGGGGACUAUUACAAUAGAGCACUGUCUGGGUGGGAACCCUUUGUGGAGCCCUGGAGGUGCAAUGUAGUCUGGGAACAAGUGGAUAAUAAACUAGAUGUGUUAAUAUCAGCCUCUGAAGUGUUGAAUUUCAACCUGACCAGUACAUUGAUUGAUCAGUAUAGUAAGACCAAAUCAGUGUGGACAGAGGACUACUAUAAAGUCACUGACAGCCCUAAGGAGAGCAGUCCCCCCUCAGGUGGGAAAUCAUCACUGACUCAGUCACCUGGUUCUCCCACCUCUGACUCCCUUAAAAGGAGAGUCCCGUUUGUUCCAUUCACUCUGAGGAAUGAGACAGGCAGUACGCUCUGGUUCCUGACAGUGACAACCACCCCAUCUAAAGUGCCGUCAGGGAAUCGCUCCCAGAAGCUGGAUGAGGCUUAUAUCCAAGCCACUAGCUGGAGGAUGGUGAGUCCAGGUCAGCAGGUGCCCUUCUUCAUACAGGACAGGGAAAAAAUGAGGCACAAGAAAUCCCAUGAGCUUCGUGUACACCAGCUGGUAGUGAAGGUGGAUGGCUGGCAGAGAGUCUCGCCAGUCUCUGUGGACAAAGUAGGAGUCUACUUCAGACAUGCUGCUGCAGAAAUCAAGCCUGCAAUCAAACAGGGUUCUGCCCUACCCCCAGCUCGGAUAGUGUUUGAUGUCCAACAGGAAGGAAGUGCCAAGAAGGUGGUGACCGUGAGAUCUGCUCUAAUGCUGGUGAACCAGCUUCCUUCUACAGUCAAUGUCAGGAUGGAAAAUGUCCACACAAAUGAAAAUGGGUUCACAAUGCUGGAGAUUCCUGUCAAUGGGAAAGUCCCCAUCCCUCUGAGACAUGUGCCAUCUCGCCUCUGGAUCAAGCCUUCUGAUUGGUCAGUAGAGUUUUGUGACAGAGCCAUUCAUUGGAACCAUGUCACCAAAGCAGGAGAGGCACACAACAGCGUCAGGAUAUGCAGGUUACCUGCCUCCAGCACACCAUACAGGUUCUGUGUGGCUGUGAAGAGGGAGAACUACCCGGAGGACUCAAAGAUGUGUCAGCAGACAGACAUGUUACCGGGUCACACCAUCAGUCUACAGCCCACCAUUGUCCUCAUCAACCUGCUACCCAUAGAGCUGAACUACUACAUGAGGGACACAGACAUCAGCGGUAGUAUUAAGUCAGGCAAGGAGGCCGCACUCCUCACAGCUGACCCAAGCCAGCACCAACACCUGGGCAUCCGGUUAGAGAACUUCCCCACAUGUAGAGAGCUGAACAUCCCCCCGGGGACCACCCAGUACAAGGUCAAACUGAGGCUACAGGACCUGGAAAACAGACUGUUGGAACUCACAGUCAGACUGGCCGCACCUAGAGGGGGAUCACUCAGGGUGUCUAUCUCUGCUCCAUACUGGCUCGUGAAUCGGUGUGGUCUACCCCUUAUCUUCAAACAGGACUUUUCGUCGUCUCUGGCAGCUGGUCAGUUUGAGGAACAUGAGCUUGCACGCAGCGUCUCACCGCUUCUCUUCAGUUACACGGAGAAAGAAUACCCCUUCUUGUGUACAAUGAGAGUGGGGAGUUCAGUCCAUGGUGCUGAGGGCUGUCCCAACUGGUGUCAGCGAUUUUCCCUGGAGAGUGGAUCGGGAUUCCGUCAGCUUCACGUGAUGCACCAUCCGUCCAAUCGGCCGUCGUGGGUGUACAAUGUAGGGAUAGAUGUUCGACAGGGGCGUGGUCUCUUCAGGGACACACACAUCAUCACCUUUGUACCCAGGUACGAGAUUGACAAUCGCUCCAGACACAAGUUAGCCAUCUCUCAACGCCACCUGGCUACGGGCAAGGAUUCAGGACGCUUCCUCUUGGCUAUGCCUAACUGUUAUCUGCCAUACCAUUGGCCUAGACUUGAUUUGGACCAGCUGUUGUGUGUCAGACUGGCUGAGAAGCCCAGCUGUAUGUGGAGUGGAGGGUUUACCAUUGACAGGGUGGACUCUUUCCAUGUUAUACUGAGGGAUUCAGAAGGAGGGACUCCCCUGUUGCUAAAAGUGGAAAUCCUACUGGAACGUUCCACAUUUUUCAUCGUGUUCACAGAUUCUGAAGAGCUUCCACCUCCCUUCAGGAUUGACAACUGUUCUGACGUACCAGUUGUCUUCUACCAGUCCAAAAUCACCAGUGAAGCCUUAAGAACAGUAGUGCGGGAAAACACAUCAUUUAAUUACUCCUGGGACGAGCCAACUUUACCACCACACAUCACAGUCAAGGUUCAAGGAGGAACCAGUGCCACCUACAACAUGGACACCCUAGGGGAAGGGGAGCAACUCUGCUACCAGAACUUCAUCUACCUGGCUGCAACAGCAACUUUUGAGAAAGGUUUUGUGCACCCAGUUGAAAGACCUGGUAACCUAUCAGAGAGGAGACUGGUACUUGAUGUCCAACACAACAACCAUGUGGUCUUCAGGAAAAAGGAGCAGGGUAAGAGGAGUCAGUUGUGGCGGAUGACAAGUAAGGGUUUGCUGGAGCAUGAGGGGUCCACCCCUCCCCGUGACCCCAGCAACCCCUCACGCGUCACCAACACACUCGUCCUGGACAUCGCUGAUAUUGCAGCCCAGCCAGAGAGGAUGGUGCCACUCAUGCUGAAGAAACCUGAUGAGAGGAGGCGCUCCACGCAGACAUGGAGCUUUUCUCAGGAUGGUCGACUGUGCUGUAGUUUGGGUGAUCUGACAGUCCAGGCUAUUGCUGGUGUGGAUGGUCUCCAAGAUGGAGCCAUAGCUGUGAUUGGCCCCUUCCCCAAGAAGACUGAGUUUGUCCCCCUGCACAUGUUGAUCUCACGACAACGCCUUCGGCCAGGCUCAGGCUGUCUGGCAGUUCACAUCCUUAUGGAUGGUCCCACACGAGUCCUGCAGAUUUCUGACAUUCAGUCAACAAAGAAGGUUGUUAACUCUGAUGGGGAUUGGCUAUUAUGUGGAGAUGACAUGAAAGCACUCUCUGGAGAAAGGCAGGACCAAGGCAAAGAGGAUAACCAACGGGACCUUCAUUUGACCCUGAACUUGAAGGGUGGUCUGGGCAUUUCACUGGUGAACAAAGUCCCUGAGGAGUUGAUCUAUAUUAGUCUACAGGGCAUCCAGGUUAUCCUCACCUCCACACGUACUGAUGCUACCUUCAGCAUGACAGUGGCCAAUACUCAGAUUGACAGUCAGAUGUUGGGCUCUCUGAGACAGGUGUUGUUGUAUGUGACCCCACAGAGCAGCAGAGAUGUCAUGGACAACACCCCAGCUUUAAACAUCACAGCACAUAAAAUACACAACACCAAGUGGAAUGCUGAAAUCUUCAGACACCUGAUCGUGUCGAUGAAGAAGCUGACAGUACAGCUAGAGGAAAAGGUUCUGUGGAGACUGUUACAGUUUGUGGGGUACAACCAGACUGAUCCCGAGCUACAACAUCUGAAGGAGAGCGAUGUCGGAUCUCACAAGAUUGUGAUGGCAGCCACCUCAUUACAGGCAAAGAGGUAUUACUUUGGGAUCCUGAAAAUUAACAUCAGCCGUCUGGCACUGAGUAUGGUAACCAGCAGCAAACUGCCCAGUGACCUUCAGGCUAUCAAGACCUCCAUGGCCAUGCCGCUGGUCAAGUUUGAGGAGGCCAAGGUGGAUCUAGAUCCAUUUGUCCGAUCUCACCCAUUUGAAACCACUACAUUCCUCUUCAAUGAAAUGAAGCGCCAUUACACUGAGGAGUUGAAGUCUCAGGCAGCCAAGAUUCUGGGCUCUGUGGAUUUCCUUGGCAACCCCCUGGGUCUGUUCAAUGACAUGGCUGAGGGAAUCUCUGGACUGAUCAAAGACGGGAAUCUGGGAGGACUGGUGAAGAAUGUUGCUCAUGGAUUCAGCAACUCUGCGGCCAAGGUGACGGGCUCCCUGUCCGAUGGCCUGGGUACUGUGACAAUGGAUGAAAAACACAACCAGACAAGGGAACAGAUCAAGGAGCAGCACGGCAACAGUGGCAGCGGCCAUCUUGUGGCAGGAAUCAAGGGGUUGGGCUACGGCCUGUUUGGAGGCCUGACCAGCAUUGUGUCUCAGACAUAUGAAGGAACACGAGAAGAUGGCAUUGAGGGUUUCUUCACAGGCCUAGGUAAGGGAGUGGUGGGGACAGUGACUAAGCCUGUGACCGGAGUGCUGGACUUUGCCUCCGAGGCUGCCAGCGCUGUGCGGGACACAAGUAAGAACAAGUCCCAUCACCAGCCCAAGAGAAUCCGGGAUCGUCGUUGUUGUCUGGGUCCUGGGGGACUGCUGCCUGUCUACUCUCAUCAUCACGCGGAGAACCAGAAGUUCCUCUAUGCUCUCAAUGAGAACAACUUCCAGGAGAUGUAUAUAACAAUGGAACAGUUACGGGCUACCUAUGAGGACAGCCUGCGUGCUCUGAUCACCAGUGAACAGGUAUACUUCUUGAAGAAGGGAGAACCCGAUACAGAUAACAUUGUGUUCAAGGCCAAGUACAGGGAGCUGCGAAACUGCCGCAGUGUCACCAGGGAGAUGGAUGGGAUGAAAAGGUAUUACGUGGAGUUGAUCAUGCACAGCUCAUCAUCCAGUAGCAGCUCACGACAGAACUUGCGACAGCCUCAGGUGCGCUGCGACAAGGAAAAGAUCGCACAAAAGGUAGUUCAGCAGAUCAUGUAUGCCAAAAGCCUGUACGAGGAGAGGACCCAUACAUUAGUGAUGGACCCAUCGUCAGAAGAUAUGGACCAAUGAAUGGCCUUCUCAGGGUCAUGUGAUAUGUGCCAAAGGUGUCUGUGAUACUGCAUGGUGAUAGACAGGCAUAUGUUAUAUAUUGAUGUAUAAAGGACAGGGUUAACACAGAACCUAUGUUAGAUACUAGUGUGAUAUCACUUAGGUACAUGUAUACACAUGUGUACAUUCUCAGGAUAUUUGUUAAAUUGAUUGUGUAGAAAUUGUGCAAUUAUACAGGUGGUCAAGGACGUUUGUCUGUUUGUGUUUAUUAGCUUUAGUAGCCUUAUGGUAAAUAGUGUAAGUCUAGGCAAUAAACUGGCACUGGUUGUUUGUCAUGAAUUUUUUUUUUUUUUUUUAUGCGUGAAGAGCCAAAUUUGGAAUGGGAUUUACGUGUUUAAAGAUAAGUUUGUUUCUUCCUAAAUCUGCAGUGUGUUUAGGGUUUUGAAGUAGGAUAGAACAUAAAUUGUAAAUGAGUGUGAAACAAGAAACAUGUAGGUUAUGAAAGGCCAACUGCAGCAUUUCACGUCCUUAUUUAAAGCAGACGUUUAACUGAACUUCAGCAACUAUAUGACAAGGGCCUAAUGUUAAUGAGUCAUAGAAAUGCUACCCUGAAAGAGCCUUAAUGGCAUUUAAUUGUUUUUUUUGUUUUUUUUUUUUCAAAUUGAGCCUUGAAGGGACAAAUUUUGUCCAGGGUUUUAAUUCUCAAGACCUUCAAAGUUGUUUUUGAUGAAACAAAUAUGUUGCGCAGGUAUUAUAAGCAAUUUUAAGCAAUUUGUCUCAUUGGUUUGAAAUGAAACAGUGUUGCUUUAGUUUAAUUCCUGUAAGGUUCAAGAAAGAUUGUUUCAUUUACUUCCUCAGUCAUCACCAAGAGGGAAUAUUGCUCUGAUCGUGUGGUAAAAGUGAUACACUGUGUUAGGAAGGAUUUAAAGAAUUAAAGCAAUUUCUGUUUGUUUUUUUUUUGAUAUAUAAGGCCAAAUGUCAAGGUAAACUUGAAAGCAUUUUAUUGCCGCCAAAAUCUUGUUAAUCAGCCAAUAAGCUUAGCAAAAAGAAACGAAGCGAUACUCUGAGUAAUCUGUGAAGACGCUUUCUUCAUAUUUCUUUAUUUUGGUGUAAGUUUAAUUUGUCAUCUUCAACAAAUGAAACAAAACAGAUAAAGACUUUGUUCAAAAAAUUAAUAGUGUCAACAAUGUGUUGUCUCCAUUUGUUUGGAGUAUGUGUGCUUUUUGCUUCAGCCGGCAGCUGCAUUGCUAACAAGGUAUAAGUUACGCCUAGUUUUGGUUUUAUGCAUCCCCCUUGAAUCACUUAUAUGAUCACCAUAUCCUGCUGUAGCAGCUUUCAGGGGGCUUAUUUGUAUAAGUUGUUGUUGUACAUACUGCUUAUCCCACCCCUUACUCUGUACAAUCAUAGGCAUGUAUAUACUUAGAAUUGAUCUUGAUGGAAGGAGACCAAGUACUUGACAAAGGAAUUGUAGAAAUUACAAAAUUUUUUUUUUGGGUGGUAAAUUGUUGAAGUGAUAGAGAGUUGGUGUCCAGUGUUCUAUGGGGUGGGAAAAUUUGUACAUAUACAGUGUAUAGCAGGUUUUAAGAGAGUUGCGUUCACAUGGUGUGAUUCGUCUUAUUGACUCAUUACAUUCGAUUCCUUGAAUGAAAAUAUGAUAAACCUAUUUUAUAAGUGAGGUUCACAUAAUUUGAUUUGUUGAAUGCUACAAAUGGUUAGUCCUGUUUUCAUUCAGCUGGUUGAAUUUGAUGUGUUGAUACAACAAAGAUGCAUGGUGGGAAUGUGCCUUUUCAGCAUAUGCUCAUUCUUGGACCUAUGCAUAUACAGAUUCAUGUACGAACUGGCAUUUAAAUUAAAACUUGAUAAUUUAUUUUUUGUUUUAUUUUCAGUGCUUCGUUCAUUUUUUUUUUGUUAAACAUAAUUUUCCUUAUGUUAUCAGUAUUUCAGUUUUAGAGACUUAAAUGGAAUGAUUUUCCAAAUAGGAAAUGCAGAAGAUAGUCAGGGUUGAAGUAUUAUUAUGUGUUAUUGUUUGUUGUACAUGUGGGUUCACACUCUGCUGUGAAUGGUAACAAUGCAGUAUUGGAUGAUUGUCAAGAUAAUAAUGUGUGGCAUG